Lactuca saligna is the source of this 3281-nucleotide messenger RNA. The record is from the annotation of a GenBank genome assembly. NCBI's taxonomy places the organism in Eukaryota, Viridiplantae, Streptophyta, Magnoliopsida, Asterales, Asteraceae.
UUCUCUGUUUUAGGGUUUUUCCAUGAGAAAUCUUUCACAUUACCACCUUACAUUUCAUAAAGGGUGCACGGUAUCCUAAAUCUUUCAUAAUCUUCAGUUCUUCACCCACACACGAGUGGUUGGGUGAGAGGUUUUCUCUCAGGGUUUUGCUAAAAUGCAACAAUCUUCGGUAAAACACUCCAUUUCGUGAAAAAAUCAAACGACUUUUAUCUUUAUAACCAAGAAAUGGAGGACGUGGAUGAUGAUUUCGGCGAUUUAUACGCAGAUGUUGAAGUGGAAGCAAGCUCAGCCAUGAAUGUUGCUCCACAAUUUUCUCAAUUACAGUUUGUAAGCGAUGAAACUGGUAAGCAGAACAGUGCUUUAGAGGCGAGUAGUGAUAAAGAGGACAGAGUAAGUGAUGGCGAUGAGGACGACGAAGACGAUGAUGAUGAUUUGAAUAUCGUCUUGAAUAGAGACGAUGAUAGUCUAAGGCAUGGGGAGGGUUUAACAAUUUCACGGACUAAUACGAAUUUGCGGAGUGGAGAGUUAGAAGAUGAAGACGAUGAUAAUAUCGGUAAAGAAGAAAUUGCGGGAGGGAAAGCGGUCGGUAAUUCGCAUUCACUGUACAAGUAUUCAAGAUCUCAAUCAGCAGCAUAUGGAAGUGAAUCAAAAGGAAAUGGAUGUGUGGCAGCAGCUUAUUUAUCCCGGGAGGAUAAUGGGUAUAUUCAGCGAUCAAUGGGACCUCAACAUGCACAAAGAUUCUCACUUCCUUGGUCUAGGAGCAUACUAGAUGUAAAUAUUGAUGUAUUUGAGCAGAAGCAUUGGAAGCAUCCUGGAGCAGAUAUAACUGACUAUUUCAAUUUUGGGUUGAAUGAAGAUACUUGGAAGCUUUAUUGCAACCAAGUGGAUGAAUAUCGUCAUAGAGGACCAAUGUCAAGUGGGAGUCCAGUGUCAGAGCCUACACAAUCAACGGAGAUGAAAGGAAGGGCAAUUCAGGUAGAAGACAGCAUUGUUGAACGACAAUCAUCCAUGGAUAUAAGGCGUCAACUGGAUCGUGAUUCAGAUGUUAUACAAAUCACCAUUGUGGAUCCAGAGGAACAUUGUUGUGAGUCUGUACAAGAAGGAUCUGGUAAUCUUGAGACUUCUGUUCCAGAAGCUUCUACUCAUGGAGAUGUUAGUGGGGAUGAUAGAACAGAUCAUCUUUCUUUUAGUAGUUCAAGUGAAGAUGAAUCUUUUGAAGGGAAUCAUUUGGAGAGUGAAAUAGUUGCACUUAAAAGGGGUUCUAAUGGAAGAAGUAGAAGUAAGCCUGUGACACAAGAUUCUAAAAAACACGAAAUCCAUCAAUGUUCAGGAGGAACUGAUGAAGCAAUCAAAACUUCAGACAACACAAAGGAAAGAACAGGUGAGGAUACAUGCACCACAGACCUAUCCAUCAUGCCUGCAGAAUCAUCAGAGGCUGAAAAGAGCCCUAAAAACCAUUGCAAAUCAUUUGAAGAUAGGUGGAAAUCUUAUAGUCAUGAGAGGUGUUCAUCUACUGAGUUGACUCGGUCAAGGAAGCCUGGUUAUCAUCAUUCAGAGAGCUUGAAAAUAUCAGAUAAGUAUCAUAGAUAUCAUUCAAGAUAUCAUAGUCCUGUAUAUAACGAUAGGACCCGUAAAGAUUCUAAACCCAAAUAUCACCAUGAAAAUGAUGACAUCAUCUUCUCAAGAAGACGAGAUGAAGAAAGAAAACAUGGGGAGCAUAAAUAUCAUGGAAGACACAGUACUCCUGUAUAUAAUCAUAGGACCUAUGACUAUGAGAGACUGCAUCCUUUCGAUCCUUAUAAUGAGGAAGGCAUGUUAUAUUCAAAAGAAUCGGAACCUCCUCUUGAUUAUUACCAUGGUGAAAGGUUUUCUGAGUAUGAAAGAUUUGGACCCAAACUGGGUCGACCCGUUUUCAGAAGUUUAGAAGAGGAGGAAUAUUAUGAUGAACAAAGAAGAUAUAACGAUGAGUUUGGUAGAAGGAAAGGAAAUAAUGUGCAUUUUGGAGAUAAAGGAAUACAUGAUGAAUUUUUUCUUGAACGGGAAUAUUCCCAAGAUAUAAAAGGUGAAAAUUUUAGAUCUUUUGCUUAUAAUGAUGACAUGGAAAAAGAUGAAUAUGAACAUGUAAAUCCUGAAGCAUAUACCAGAUGGGAAUUUAGAAGCCCUGGAACAAAUAAAAGGAAGAUUGGUAGUUCAUCUGCUGAAUUAAGUAACCCUUUGCCAAAAAUGGAAGAAUCCCAUAUCAAUAAUGGAAGAUGGCAUUAUGACAUGAUGCCUAGAAGUAGUUUAUAUGGAAGACAAAGGAGAUACGAAGGGGAAUUGAGUGAAAGAUUUAGAUACGAUGAUUCUGGACCUUUUGAUCACACAAUUGAUUAUGAUGAUCGUGUGGAUGUGGUAAGAAGUAGGGACCACCAUUGGGAACCUGAAAUGCAAUGGAAAGAUGAUGACAUUAUGAUACCAUUUGAUGAUGCAUAUAUAAAAAGGCAUAAAUACAAGUUUGAAAAAGCUUCAAAUGUUAAGUAUGAAGGGGGUCAUGAAAAAAGAUUCCAAGGGAGAAGGGAUUCGGAUGGAGGGAAUUAUGAGUGGGUGUUUAUGAAUUCACAUUUGGUUGAUGAUUUAAAAAAUGCAGCAGAUGGGUGCGAGGGGUAUAAACGGAAAAGAGAAAUAGUAAUUAGUGGAAAAAAGUACGGAGAGAGUGGUAAAAAACCAUCACCCAGCUGCAGGAAUUCAUGCUUGGUUGUUCGGGAAGGAAAGUCUUCCAAAAGACUUCCAACAAAAGCAAUCCGCGAAUGUCAACGUUUGGACAUGGAGGAAGGUCAGAUUCUAGACACGGGACCCACAAAAGACGCAAAUGGGUCUCAUAAUCAAAAAGAAAAGACUGGGCUCGAUAAAUCUCGGAUUCUGGAGGCAAGGGCAAAAAUGGAAAAACGAAGAGCACGUUUUAACGAUACCACUAAAAUGGAAUCAGAUAACACAACAGCAACAUCAAAAAAGGUUGGAGUUGUGGAUUUGUUUCAAGAAAAGGGCUCAAAUAAACCACAAAGACCACAUAGAAAGCGGAGAUGGGGUGGAAGCUGAAAUGAUAACUAAAAUUCCUUAAUUUUUUGCUACACAAAGGUAAACAGGGCAAGAAUUUUUUUUAAAUUUCUUGGAAACAUAUUACCAGAUUCCUGUUCUUCUUUUUGUUAUUUGAUAUAACUGGUUUUUUUUAUUUUUUUACGAUGAAGGUUGUUUUCUAGAAACUUUUACAAGAAUUAACGACUUAUACAUGUGCUAUAUACCCG